UUUUCCUUCCUAACACACUAACCCUGGUCCCAAUAGACAUCUUAUCUACCUCAGCAUCUUGAAAAUUUUCCAAUUAUUUCAUCUUUUAAAUAUUUAACUUUUCCUUGAACAAAGGAUUCAUUGUUUGCACCAAUUUUGUGAAAUCCAUGGCCAAGACUGGUAGAAUCUGCCACCUAUUGCUAAGAUUCUUGGCCUUCUCGGCCACCUUGUCUGCAGUAGUUGUCAUGGUUUCUAGCCAUGAAAAAGCUAGCUUUUUCACUGUUUCCUUUGAAGCAAAAUAUACCAACUCUCCUGCCUUCAAGUACUUUGUGAUUGCAAACUCUAUUGUAACUGUCUAUGGAUUUUUCGUCCUCUUUCUUCCAGCAGAAAGCUUGCUCUGGCGACUUGUGGUCGCCAUGGAUAUGGUGUUGACAAUGUUACUUAUCUCAAGCAUCUCUGCAGCUUUGGCUAUAGCUCAAGUGGCAAAGAAUGGAAACAAUUAUGCUGCUUGGCUACCGAUUUGUGGUUCAGUUCCCAAAUUUUGCAAUCACAUGACAGGAGCUUUAGUCGCUAGUUUCAUCGGAGUCAUUAUAUAUUUGAUUCUUCUGUUGCAUUCCAUUCAUACUGUCCUUGACCCUCUCCUUUUGAGAAAAACUUGAGCAGCAUCUUGGACCUUUGAACUCACUUUGGUUGGUCUAGUGAUAUUGGUUUGGAAUCUGGAAGUGUGCUCCUCCUCAAGGUCUCAGAUUCGAUUCUCCCUGAUGCCAAUUUGAGGGAGUUAGUUUAACUUCUUAAAAAAAAAAAAAAAUCUUGAAUCUUUGGUCAGUGUUUAGCGUUUGAUGAUGAAAAAUCACCUUCAAUACCGACUUACAACCUAUUUUGUAGUUGCCACAUUCAUCACUCAAGUGAUAUUUUGCAAUUUUUUUUUAUCUAUAUUUAUAUCUAUUUAUAGAUGAAGAAGAUAGAAGAUUUUGAUGUGAAUAUUUUCUUUUUUGAUUAUACCUUUAUAAGCAUCAGACGUCAAAGCAAGUAUAAAUGUGUCGGUUUUUUCUCUUUAAGUGAUUAAAGUAAUAGAAGUCGUGAAAUUUUAUCCGAUUAUUUAAAAA
Molecule: messenger RNA, 1085 nt
Organism: Medicago truncatula (barrel medic)
Lineage: Eukaryota; Viridiplantae; Streptophyta; Magnoliopsida; Fabales; Fabaceae
Product: CASP-like protein 1C1
Exons: 3
Coding region: 147-638 (163 amino acids)
Source: RefSeq, a predicted model, not a curated record